GUAAGAUUUAACUGACCACAAGUUAUUCGUGUUCUAUUACAGAUAUAUGUACAUGUUACGCGUAGAAAGUUAUAUGAAAGACGUAAUUUCCUGUGAUUCAUUUUUUAAAUUGUUUAAUUUUUCGCAGUCUAUAAUAACGAUAACAGACAAUACGAUACGAGAACUUUGUCCGUGUCUACUUCUAGGAGUGUAUUCGUGUAUUCAAUCACUUGCAGUGUGCCCGAGGCCGAGUUGAGUAAUACAUGACAUACUACCAUCAAGUACUACAUACGUACUGCUAAUAUACUUUAAACGCUUUUGUGGGUUAGGGUAGUACAUACCCAUCUGUUGACCUCAUAAACGUCAAAAUGCUUCGAAUUGCGAAUUUUGUUAUUCAAAAACCUAAAAAUUUUGUAAAAGUCAUAGAUUCGAAUUUGAGAUGUUUAGCAACACAAGCAGUUGCAAAAAAUGCACCAAAAGAAAAAGCACAGAAAAAUGCAUCAACAAAGGAAUCACAAUCAUUUACUAUGAACAUCUUCAGAGGCCAACUACAACCUAGCCAAGUAUUUCCUUUCCCAGAAGUAUUAAAUGAAGACCAGCUUGACACAUUAAAACUUUUAAUUGAUCCUUUUGAAAAGUUCUUCGAGGAAGUAAAUGAUCCAAUGAAGAAUGAUGAAAAUGCAUAUAUAGAUGAAAAGACAAUGUCUACAAUGUGGGAAACAGGAGCAUUUGCUCUUCAGGUUCCAGAAGAAUAUGGUGGUUUAGGAUUAAAUAAUACUCAAUAUUGCAGAUGCGUUGAAGUUUGUGGAUACCAUGAUUUAGGUAUUGGCAUUACCUUAGGAGCACAUCAAAGUAUAGGUUUUAAGGGUAUACUCCUAUUUGGUACACCAGAACAGAAGAAGAAGUAUCUUCCAAAGGUUUGCAACGGAAAUAUGGCAGCAUUUUGUUUAACUGAACCAAGUUGUGGUUCAGAUGCUGGUUCAAUUCGUUCUCGAGCAGUUAAAUCUGAUGAUGGAUCACAUUAUAUAUUAAAUGGAAGCAAGAUUUGGAUAUCAAAUGGUGGUUUAGCAGAAAUACUGACUGUGUUUGCACAAGUUCCAACAAAGGACCCAAAAACAGGAGAAGUACAGGAUAAAGUUGCUGCUUUUAUUGUUGAAAGAUCAUUUGGUGGCGUAACAAGUGGGCCACCAGAAAAGAAGAUGGGUAUUAAAUGUAGUAAUACAACUGAAGUACAUUUUGAAGAUGUUAAAAUACCUGCAGAAAAUAUUCUAAGUGGAGAAGGUCAAGGCUUUAAGGUUGCAAUGACUAUUUUAAACAAUGGUAGAUUUGGUAUGGCAUCUGCUCUUGCUGGAACCAUGCGUUAUUGUAUUAAGAAAGCUACCGAUCACGCAACACAACGUGUACAAUUUGGACGCACAAUUGAUAAUUAUGGAAGUAUCCAAGAGAAAUUGGCUCGUAUGGCAAUGUUACAAUAUGUAACUGAAUCUCUUGCAUACACAAUUUCUGGUAAUAUGGAUAGUGGAAGUCAGGACUACCAUCUAGAAGCAGCAAUCUCUAAAUGUUUUGCAUCGGAUUCUGCAUGGUGGGUUUGCGAUGAAGCUAUCCAAAUAUUGGGUGGAAUGGGAUACAUGAGAGACACUUGCCUUGAACGUGUUAUGCGAGAUCUACGUAUCUUCAGAAUUUUUGAAGGAACUAACGACAUCCUCCGUCUCUUUGUCGCACUGACUGGAAUUCAGCAUGCUGGCAGUCAUUUGAAAGAAUUACAAAAAGCUUUUAAAAAUCCCACUGCUAAUUUAGGAUUAAUUUUUGAGGAAGCAACGAAGAGAGCAACGCGAGCGAUUGGCUUAGGACUAGCACCUAGCCUUACACACUUAGUUCAUCCUAAACUGGAAGAAAGUGCUACACUAUGCACUAAGGGUAUAGAAGCUUUUGGUCAAAGCAUAGAAUCUAGUCUCAUCAAAUAUGGACGUGGAAUUGUAGAUGAACAAUUUGUGCUUAAUAGAAUUGCACAAGUAGCUUUUGAUACAUACACCAUGGCUAUUGUAUUGAGCAGAGCAACGAUGGCUGCCAAUAAAAAUCUUCCAAGCACAGAAUAUGAGAUUACUAUGGCUCAGACAUGGUGUGCUGAAGCAUCCGAACGCGUGAAACAAAACUUAACAACAAUUUCAUCUGGUAAGCAGUUAGACGUGUUUACUAAAUUAAGUAAAAUUUCGAGAAACGUGUGUGAUCACGGAGGAUGUGUUCAAUCGAAUCCUCUAGGUUUUUAAGAAUUAUAAAAUUAUUGAUAUAUGAAAUUAUAUUAUCUCAAAUAAUCUAUAAAUAUCACGAAAAAUUAACCACUCGUGACUACGAAACUCGAAAAUGUAGUUUCUUUUUAAAUUUUUAAUAAGCAAUGAGCAAUGCAACGAAUAAUACUUAAUGUAAUAUUGGAGGAAUUAUAAAAAUUUAUAACUGUAUAGUA
Messenger RNA from Megalopta genalis, 2440 nucleotides. It is a transcript of the gene Acadvl, whose product is annotated as Acyl-CoA dehydrogenase very long chain. Lineage: Eukaryota; Metazoa; Arthropoda; Insecta; Hymenoptera; Halictidae. The record is from RefSeq and is a predicted model, not a curated record. Gene Ontology annotation, molecular function: flavin adenine dinucleotide binding; very-long-chain fatty acyl-CoA dehydrogenase activity; fatty-acyl-CoA binding.